Molecule: messenger RNA, 820 nt
Organism: Paramecium tetraurelia
Lineage: Eukaryota; Ciliophora; Oligohymenophorea; Peniculida; Parameciidae
Exons: 2
Source: RefSeq, a predicted model, not a curated record
AUGGCAUAAUGCUUUAAUUUAAUACAUAUAUCAGAUUAAUGCAAGCUGAAAAUGACCAUCAAUAAGAGAGUUCAAAUAAUAUUAAUCAUCUUCGUUAAAAAUCAUCUUAUGUAUGAAGUAUUCCAAAUAUCGUUUCAGUUAAUCAGGAAUAGAAGAAAAAUUUAUGAUGACAAUGACUUUAGGGAGGUUGUCAAAAAUUUCUACAAUUUGGUCUCCGAAAUUAAUAAAGGUUAAUAUUCGGUCUAGACAUUAAUAGUUAAGAAGAUAUCGAAGGCUCCCUUACGGAAAUAGCCUCAAUAGUUGAAAUAAAAAAAUACAAGCAAAAACAAAUAACCACCAACUAAGGAACUUUCUUAUUCUAAAAGGGAUGUCCAUUUCAGACCUGAUUAACAAGCAUAAUAAUACUUCAAUUCUUGUUUCAGUCAAUAAAUUAUGAGUCAAUUGAUGCCUACCUUCGAUCAGCCUAGUAGUAAAUAAACUCCAUUCUUUUAUGAUAAACCGAAGCCUCAUCUCAAUUUCAAACGAAAUCAAAUGCAUAUCCAAGCCGCAUACUAAAUUUAUAUAAAGGAGUUUGGCUCUGGAUUGGUUGACAGCAGGGAUCCAACAUCAUUUGCAAGAAAAGUUAUGAAUUCCAACUUUAAUUCUAAAACCCAAUAUUAAGAGGAGGAAAAGGAGAGUGACAGAUCAGAAAAAUUAAAUAAGUCUUAUGAAGAUGGCAAAAAGAAACCUUUAAAAGAACUAGUUCGAGAAUUUUAGAGUGAUUAAUGAUUUUAAAAACAAACGAAGUAAUAAAAAGAUGGGUAUAAAAAUAAUAGCAUAA